This is a messenger RNA of Malassezia vespertilionis, 2259 nucleotides long. RefSeq lists its product as uncharacterized. The record is from RefSeq and is a predicted model, not a curated record. Gene Ontology annotation, molecular function: mRNA binding. The transcript has a single exon. Gene Ontology annotation, cellular component: cytoplasm. Gene Ontology annotation, biological process: post-transcriptional regulation of gene expression. Bases 1 to 2259 code for a protein of 752 amino acids. Lineage: Eukaryota; Fungi; Basidiomycota; Malasseziomycetes; Malasseziales; Malasseziaceae.
AUGGUGCUAGGCCCAUCACCGAGCGCCACAGCGGCGCCUGCAGGCGCAAACGCCGAGCACCGUGCCGCACCGUCGGCCUUGCCGCAAGGCGCUGCAUCUAUGCUGCCGAAAACGCUCGUCGCGGAUGCGAGAGCGGACGCGUCCCAAGUCCAAAAUGGCGCACAUCGAUCGCUGGCUCCUGGCGAAGCGGCGCUGUUCAACGAAGGCUUCUUGUUUGACGACGAGCUGGAGAGUGCGGACGACUCGACCUUUGUGCGCAAGUACAACUUGUCGGGCGACGACGACAAAUUUCCCAUGCUUUUUCGGCAGCAAGGCUUUAACAAUGCGCUUUCCACGUUUUCCUCCGCGCUCGACCUCGCGCCAUUGUCGCAAAUGUCGUCGCGCUCCGGCCGUGCACAGCCAGGGUCAAAUGUCUCGACGCUUUCUCCUUGGCUGCAUGCAACGCCGACCGAUUUUCAGCGCCGCGUAGACGAUAUUGCCGUUGCAGACUUGUCCCAUUCCACGCACUCGCUCAGCGUCCACGACUCGCAGCACUCGCUUGCUCCCGGUGCUAUGCGCCCAAUGAGUAGCGCAGCGCCUGGCAUUCAUUCCGACGCGCGUGCCGUCCGCCCAGCGGCCCCCUUUUCGGCUGAGCUCUUUGCCGAGAAGGAGCUGCAGCCCGGCGCGUACAAUGGACUCGGCGUCGCGCCAACGCCCAAGCCCGGCAUGCAUCUCGCUCCAGGCACGAGGCCAGCGUCGGCGCACAGUGCGUCCUUUGUACCCAUUCGCAACGGAGUCCCCGUGGACGAGAAUCGGUUUCCUGCCGAGCCGCCAAACCAGCGCUUUCCGCGCUUCCGGGGCAAGGACGAAUCGCGCCGCAAGCAAAACGGCCGCGCCUUCUCUGGCGAGGCCGUGUCUGCGGAUGCAGAACAGUUCCGCAACGUGCGGCGCUCCGAUCUGGAUCCCAGCACGACGCGCCUGGAGGACUUGGCCGGCGAAAUGUCGCAGCUGUGCAAGGACCAGUAUGGAUGCCGCUUCCUGCAAAAGAAACUGGAAGAAAACGUGCCUGAGCAGUGCGACAUGAUCUUUACUGAGACUUUCCCUUACUUUGCCGAACUGAUGACCGAUCCAUUCGGAAAUUACUUGUGCCAAAAGCUGCUCGAGUACUGCUCCGAUGCACAGCGCGACCAAAUUGUCGACGCGAUUGCCGCUGAUCUCGUCACAAUCUCGCUCAACAUGCACGGCACGCGUGCGGUGCAGAAGACGAUCGACUUUAUUUCCACUCCCUCGCAGACCAAGACUGUCAUCGAUGCACUUUCGCGCAACGUUGUCAGUCUGAUCAAAGACUUGAACGGCAACCAUGUCAUCCAAAAGUGUCUUAACCGCUUGUAUGCCGAGCAGAACCAGUUUAUCUACGAUGCAGUGGCUGCCAAGUGUGUCGACGUCGCGACGCACCGCCACGGCUGCUGCGUUUUGCAGCGCUGUAUUGACCACGCGUCCGACCAGCAACGGUUCCAGUUGGCCAAGGAGAUUACAGCCAAUACGCUGCAGCUCGUACAGGAUCCCUUCGGCAACUAUGUCGUGCAGUACGUGCUGGACCUCAACAAUGCCGACUUCAACGAAGCGAUGGUCCACCAGUUCCUCGGCAAUGUCUGCAUGCUCUCCAUGCAAAAGUUUAGCUCGAACGUGAUUGAAAAAUGCAUUCGCGUGUCGCAGCCAAGCAUCAGGAAGCUGCUGGUCCACGAGCUGAUCGACGAGACGCGCCUCGAGUCUCUCUUGCGCGACUCGUUCGCCAACUACGUGGUGCAGACCAGCCUGGACUAUGCAGAGCCGACACAGCGCACACAACUGGUCGAGUGCAUCCGUCCCAUUCUCCCGGCUAUUCGCAACACGCCGUAUGGGAAGCGCAUCCAGAGCCGUCUCCAGCGCGAGUCGCCCGAGUUCGUGAAUGGCUCGGCGGAUGGCCGCUUUGCUGGUCCGCCGCGCGGUCAAGGCGUUUUUCAGGGGCGCAGCGGCGGGCGCAACAUGCCUUUCUCGGCGUCGGUCGGCGCGGGCAGAGGCAGAGGUGCGCGCCGCGGCAAGGGCGACCCCAUGUAUCCCAACAGCAAUGUUGGGGGCGGCGAUGUACAAAUGGAGCAGUUCUUUCCUGCACAAAACGGCGAAAUCCCUCUUUAUCCAUCGGUGGGCACAUUGGAUUUUACGGAACCUGCACCAAACGUUGCGCAGGUGCCGACUGAUUUGGUCUUUGGAGGGCUGUCCCGGGGCAAAAUGCAAUGGUAG